This is a messenger RNA of Physella acuta, 2160 nucleotides long. RefSeq names its product POU domain, class 2, transcription factor 3S. Gene Ontology annotation, biological process: regulation of transcription by RNA polymerase II. Gene Ontology annotation, molecular function: RNA polymerase II cis-regulatory region sequence-specific DNA binding; DNA-binding transcription factor activity, RNA polymerase II-specific. Lineage: Eukaryota; Metazoa; Mollusca; Gastropoda; Physidae. The record is from RefSeq and is a predicted model, not a curated record.
AAAUGGCGGUGCUUUACCAGACGAGCUUUCUCGUUAAAGGUUACAAAAGGCUGUUACAUAUUCAUAGCUUUCCCCUGCCCUCGCGCUGCGUAAGAAGUAUGAAAUGUUAUGAUGAGUUCUAGAUCAGAGGAUCAUGAAAAACAAACAAUGGAGAAACACUCAACCACAAGCAGCAUUAUCCAGUUCCCACAGCUCCUGCAGCAGUCUAUUCCAGUUGGCAUCACAACUGCUGGGGGAGCUGGGCUCAUUGUUCAAAAUCAGUUUGGUCAGCAGGCAGUGAUCCCAGUCUCAUCAGCUAUGCAAAACUCUGGCUUGACCUUGACCCCAGAACUUCAGCAACUUCUCCUGCAGUCUCAGGUACAGCAACAGAAAAACAACCAGCAAUUGGGACAGGUGCUCAAUCUGAGCACAGACAACAAGGAGAUGAAGCCUUUAUACCUGGGCACCAACUCUAGUGCCCUGUCAGCUUCUAGCUUUGCCUCCUUGAGGUCCAGCAGUAGCACAACACCAUCAACACAGUCCCCAUUAUUUGCCACCACCACAUCUGACCACCAGUCAAGCCUGGCCGCCACAUCAAUGACCCAGUCCCUGGCCCAGAUGUUGCAGGGUGCUCAGACUGUGUCCAUGUUACAAGGUGGCCAGCUCCAGCAGUUCCUGGUGGUCAGCCCAUCACAGCUGGGCCAGCUGACCGGGACCCAGCUGCUGAUCCCAAACCAGAACACUCUGCCCAACCUCCUGUCUGCUGGAGGCCUGAUGUUGACCCAGCAGGUAUCAGCCCAGCCCCAGCACCAAGAGUCACCUAUGCAAUCACCUGAACAAAGCUCCUCACCCCCUGCAUCACCUCAAGGCAGCCCCAGAGAGAAUUCCCCUGUUCUGAUGGGAUCUAAUGAUAUGAUGGAGGAAACAAUGAACAUUGAUCUGGAAGAGCUGGAAAUGUUUGCAAAGACAUUCAAGAGACGAAGAAUUGAACUAGGUUUUACACAAGGAGAUGUAGGCCUAGCCAUGGGCAAGUUGUAUGGAAAUGAUUUUAGCCAGACAACUAUUUCAAGAUUUGAAGCUCUUAAUCUGAGCUUUAAAAAUAUGUGCAAGCUAAAACCAUUGCUGCAGAAAUGGUUACAGGAUGCAGAUGUGAUGUCACGUAACCCAACACCACUGUCACCAGGGGGUGGGGGAGCGGAGAGCUUGGGCAGGAGGAGAAAGAAGCGCACCAGCAUAGACACUGUCAUUAGAGUGGCAUUAGAGAAAAGUUUCCAGGGAAAUCCAAAACCUACCUCAGAUGAUAUUUCAUUAAUAGCUGACACUCUCAACAUGGAGAAGGAGGUAAUCCGUGUUUGGUUUUGCAAUCGUCGGCAAAAAGAAAAACGCAUCAACCCUCCUAGUUCAAGUUACAACCAAACUCAGAUCCAAAUAAUGAAUCCAGCCGGGGACAACGGCACCUCCAAAUCUGACACUAACACUACAACUUUACUUCUGUGCCCCAGCCAACCCAGUCAACUGGACCAACUCCUCCAACAGCACCAGCGCAUGAUGGAAGCAAAAUCAGGGGAGGCGGGUAACAGGGGAACAUCAUCAGGCUCGCCCCCACCUGCGCAGGGCUCUGACAGCAUGGCAGCUGGUGACUCGUCAUCCCAGUCUUCCAAUCAGAACAGCUCCUCCCUAGGCCUGUCACUAGCAUCUUCCACCAUCUCCAACGGGAGUUUGUUAUUUUCACCAGCUGUCCUCUCCACUGACUCGGCCAAUGCUGCCACAAUUUUAUCACUGACAAGUAAAGGAUUUACAUUACCAACCUCCAGUUCACAAUCUUUCAACUCAGCAAUUUUGUCCAUGAAGCCAGAGUCACUGACCCUCCACCCAUCCUCGACUACUGCCUUACUGAAAACAAACAGUAGCUCUUCAAAUGGUUCACAGUUUCAGCUUUUCUCUCAUUUCUCAUCCAAUGGUGAUACUUAAAAAACUAGUGGCCCAUUGAAUCUAUCUCAUUAGCAUUUGUGUGUGACAUGCACAGAUCCAGCUAAAAUGUAUACAUAUGCAUUUCACACAAAUCUAGUAAACAUCCAAGCUUGACAUGCAAGCAUGCAUGCAGUGAUCCAGCAAAUCUAAUAAACAUUUGACAUAUGCAGCAGCUAUGAUAGAAUGACAUGAGUUUGACACACACAGGUG